AUGUCUCGACUCACAUUGUGGGUUCGAGCUGGUUCCGACGGCCUGAGGUGUGGUGGAGAUCCAGCUGCACACCAACUUUUCAUGUUGAUGCUGUGGAAGUCUGAACUUGACCCUCAAUUGAAGUUUGACGUCAAGACCGUCAAUGAGGCUCGUCCGCCACAAGAAUUCAAAGACGUAUGUUCACAGCUGGGUCUGCGACGAACUCCGGCACUCCAGAUUGACGACGACACAGCCUUCUCAGUUGAAGACGACAUAAUCGAAGAGCUCGAUAGAUACGGUCCUCCUCGCAAUAGAUCAUCCGAAGCAGAAGAUGUUACCGCUGACCUCUUCAGGGUGUUUGCCUUCUUCAUAAAGGGAGUAGAGAAAGAGCCAAAAGCGCUUCUUGGAGAGCUGCAGAGGAUAGAUGAGUACCUCCAAACGACUGGCACCAGAUUCCUGAAUGGGGACGAGCCUUCUCACAUCGACUGCAUUAUUCUGCCUCGGUUACACUCCAUCAGAAUCGCCGCCAAGGUCCACUAA
This is a messenger RNA of Cooperia oncophora, 519 nucleotides long. The record is from the annotation of a GenBank genome assembly. Lineage: Eukaryota; Metazoa; Nematoda; Chromadorea; Rhabditida; Trichostrongylidae.